CACGCCCUCCGCUGGGAAACUCAGCUCAGCAGCAAGCAACGGUCGAUGCGAGAAAGCCGUUUCAACCCACACAACAGCUCUGGAAACACUGAGAAGGUCAUACGCAUCUCCUGCAUAACGACUGCAGACAUUCUCCACUACAUGAGGAAGAGCUUAACUUUUUCCUCCAGAUCCGGGUCUUUGCCCUAAUUUUUGAGUGGAGGAUUUGACACGUAAGACUUUGCCAAUAUAGUUUGAUCAAAUCUGCGGAGAGUCAGAAGUGCGUGAGCUCAGGUGUGAAAUUCUGCGGAUAUUUCACAUCCAAUGGUGCCAGUUACAGCGGAUCUCAGGGAGCAGUAACUGUUAACGUUAGCCUAAUAGCGACUUCAUCACUUCUUCAACAAGAGCAAUGAUGUCCAGAAUCAAGUAAAAUUAUGUCUCUGUUUAUCAUGCUUACACUUCUGGUGAAUUUCGUUAUCAUUUCCAGAGGCUUUGCUGCUUUGAUUCCCAGUGAUGGCAAGGCUGGGGUUUAUGAAGACCUGAAGUGGACGGCUCUGCUAUGUUGUCAGAUGCCCUUAGAUCAGAGAGUGGGCAGUGAAUCUGUCACCAGCGGUCUUUUGGAACAUUCAUCCACAGAACGGUGCCAACUGCUAAAUGCUUCAAGACCUGAACCCUCCAGUAAAUUACUCACCCUUUCUGGAAACUGUUUGGACAUCUUGUGCAUGUUUGAAGGUGAAUGGUCAAAUCUGAUUUGCAGUGCAAAGAGCCAUAAAGCAGCUGUCCCAGCCGUUAACCCACAACAAUUAGUUUUGGAGAUGGGUGUACUUUCAAAUGCAACAAACCAUACUACUCAGUGUGCUGGGGAAGAUACCGCCACAUGCUCUAUUCCUCUUCAUGGAAAUGAUGCAACUGUUUCGCUGUCCAUCGGUUUAUCUGUGAAUGGCACUACUGCGCUCUCACCAAAAUUGCUGAUCAACACACAUCAUCUACGUACACCAGACCCGCCAGUCAAUCUACAUUACAAUGUAACUACUGAGGGUGAGGUGAUAUUUCGAUGGAGCGGUACGCAACCUCACAGUGACACAAUCCGCUAUGAGGUCCGAUACUCAUCUAACUCUUCAAUUCAUCAGUGGGAGAUGGUGAAGGUCAGAGGUCACUCGUGGGUGGCUCUGAAUGAACUAAGUUCUGGGAUCAGAUACAUGGUUCAAGUGCGAUGCCAAAACGACUUAAACUACUGGAGUGAAUGGAGUCAACCUUUCUAUUUCACCCUUGAUGUGAGUUACAUCCCUGCUGAGGUCUUCACAACACCUGGCUCGAAUGUAACUGUUUACGCCGUUUUCCACAAUCGCAGCUGGAGUGCCAGCAAAGCCGUGUGGAUGCUGAACGGGCAGGUGAAGAUUCCGGAAAGCCAGUACAUGGUCAUCAACGAGCGUGUUAGCGCGGUCACGCUGCAGGCAACCAGCCCAGGGUUCGACUCUUUGAUGUGUUGCCACCCGUGGGGAGAGAGGUUCAAGUGCACCAUUGCCUAUGCCAAAAUGUACACGGAAGGGAGGUUUAAUGCAGAUAUUUCCUGCCAGAGCAAGAAUUCAAGGGUUGACACAAUGACCUGUGAGUGGAAUAAGAGUGCCUGGGCAGAGGUCAGGUUCCUUUACAGACAAUAUAAUUCGAUGUGCGAAGAUGUAUUAAAGAUGGAGAGCAUUGAAGAUGGUGAAGAAUCCCUGUCUUCGGUUAAGGAAUGUCCUUAUGGAGCAGGAGACCACAGGGAGUGCACUUUAAGCGACCUGAGCUUGUUCUCUUGCUACAAAAUCUGGCUGGAGGUGGAAGGGGGGCGUGGCAAAGUGAGGUCAUUUCCUGUAUAUGUUGCACCUAUUGACUACGUUAAACCAUCUCCUCCCUCAGAUUUGGAAGCAAUCACUUUGCCCAAUAAGACCCUAAAUGUAAGGUGGAGACGGCCUCUUUUACCUGUAUAUGAUAUGCAGUAUGAGCUGCGCUUUAUAGCUCUCCGUGGGAUGGCUAAUAUGCAAUGGGAGGUUAUCGGUCCUUUCUUGGAACCUCAGGCAGAAAUUCUACUUGAGAAAUCGUGUGUUCAGUUUAAAGUAGAGGUUCGCUGUAAAAGACUAAAUGGAUCCGGUUUCUGGAGUGACUGGAGCAAGAGUCAGCCUUCGGUUGUUUACAAUAGAAAAGCACCAGAAAUGGGACCAGACUUCUGGCGAAUCAUUCAAGAGGACCCUGUGAGGAAUGUGACAAACGUCACGCUGAUCUUCAAGUCGGCCCGGGCAGGAGAUCCAAACAGUUGUGUGGAGGGACUGGUGAUCGUACACCAGGUUGCGGGAGGAGCCGCAUGGUCAAACGAAACAUCUAUAGUCCCAUUCCACUCGUUCCAGUGGAGGCGGGAAACUCACACGGUUACCGUCAUGUCUCGCAACUCUUUGGGCGUCUCUACAUGGAAUAGCAACAUCACGCUAUCACGUCGACCCAAACGACGUUCUGUACGGUCGUUCAGCGCAGGGGCUAAUGCUAGCUGCGUGUAUCUCUCAUGGACGCUGUUAUCUGAUCAACCCCGGCCUCAGUCUUUUGUCAUCCAAUGGCUAGACCUGAACAAAGACCCUGAACAGAACCGGUCACUAACUGAGAGAAUGCAGUGGGUCAGAGUUCAGUCCGCCGCAAGAGAUCUCUCACUUUGCCAACGGUUCUAUGGCUCGGAGGAGUUCACCUUGUAUCCAGUUUUUGUGGAGGGUGAAGGGGAAUCGGUACGAUGCACAGCUACAAGGGGAGACCCUGCAGCCUACAUGCUCCUAAUGAUCAUUGCCUUCCUGUCUAUAGUCCUGUUCAUCACACUUAUGAUGUCUCAAAACCAAAUGAAAAAACUAAUGUGGAAGGACAUACCAAACCCAAACAACUGCUCUUGGGCCAAAGGAAUGGAUUUCAGGCAGAUUGACACCAUGGAAAACUUGUUCCCUCACCCAGAAGGUCUCACUGCUUGUCCUCUGCUGCUGGUCUCUGAGAGUAUCUGUGAAGUGGAGAUCAUUGAGAAACCUCAUCCUCUUAUACUAAAAUGUGAAAAAGACAAUGACAAUCUCCUUUACAACUCUGUAGACAUCAAAAGGACAACCACCGACUCUUCAGAACCCUUAUCUCUGGAGGCCUCCACUGCCGCCGCUACGCCAGAAACAUCAGGCCAGUCCUCGGUAAUAUACUCCAACGUUCUCAUCUCCGAUCAGCCUGGUCUUCUUCGAAAACAGCAGGAGAGUCUGAGCAGCUCCAGCGAUGAGGGCAACUUCUCUGCCAACAACUCGGAUAUUUCCGGUUCCUUCCCUGGAGGACUCUGGGACCUAGAGAACCAAGUUUGCUCUGACGGCACCAACCGCCAUUCCAGUUCCUACAAUUCUGUAGAAGAGCUCUCAGAAACCUCAGAACAAGAGUAUGAAGCUUCAGGUGUAGCCAAAAACCUUUACUACCUUGAAGUGAACGGAAAUGAGGUGGAGGAAGAAGAGAUGAUGGAUGACAAAUCGGAGAGCGAAGAAGCACAGGAUAAGAAUGCAGAAUUCCAGCUUUGCAAAGCAGAUACUAAGCCUCUUUUGGAAGACAAUAAUCACAGCAUUCCUCUUUAUCUGCCUCAGUUUCGAACUGAACACAUCAAUCCACCGUGAAAUAAUGAAGUGAACAGUGCCCCCUAGUGGUAACUUGGGAUCAUGUUUUUUCUGGAGGUAAAUUAUGAAAAUGCCUCGUUAUUAAAGCAACACUAUGUAGUUUCCAUGUAAAAAUGACUUACAGCUCCCCCAUGUGGUUGAAAAGUGCAACAGUGCCUGGUAUCAGACACUCUUCUGCAGGCAGGGGGAGGGGCGGGGCUGUGUUUCCUACCCUCCACCGCCACUUUCAGAGUGUGCUUGUAGCAGCUGGGAGGCUGCUCAGGUUGCAGCAACAGUACAAUUUGUCCAGUUAAAAGUUGUUCUAUCACUGAAAUAAUUUUAGAGACAUUAUUUAAAGGUAAAAAAACUACAUAGUGUUGCUUUAACAACCACAACCCUGAUCUGACAUUUUUAUUCAUUCUGAGCACAACCAGACCAUUAAAUUCAUGUUUUGCUCACUGCCAAUCCAGUGUUACAAACCGUGUUUCAAAGGACUUGAUCUGCUUGAUUCGUCCCCUAAUUUUUAAUGCCUUUGAAGGGUCUACAGUCGAGUUGUUAAGGGAAUCUAAGCACUUUGAAUGUCUCACCGAUAGGUUGAUGAUCAGCCUGUCAUUGCUGGAACUCGCUGCUUUGCGACUUUAUCGCAAGGAAUCUUUUAUACACGUUUGAAGGUUGAAGUGAAAUCUUGAAAAGACCACAUUUAAAGGAAGUAGGUGCUUUAAUACAAAAGUUCAAAGUAAGAAGGACUUUAUUUUCUCUAACAGUGUGGCAUCGUGUACACUGGUCACAGCUUUAGUGGCUGUUGUGCGUUUUAGUUGCUUCAUAAAGUGUUUCAUACGUGAAGGGGCUUCAUUCAUCCUUAUUGCAGCUUUGUGAAGGUCUGGCUCUUAAUGUCCGCUUUUACGUACAGUACAUUGAGCUUAAUCAUUCAAUAUGAAUGUAUAUUUUCUCAGUGAGGUCAAUGUUCUUAAAAAAAACUCAAAUAUUUUGAGUAUAAAAUGUCACUUAUUUUCAGUGUCUGAUUUUUUCUUAUGAAAUAAGGGUUGAAUGUAACUGUCAGUGAAUGUGGUUAUAUACGUCUCAGAGUAUCAGAAAGAAUGUAUACGUGUAUUUUUGUCUAUUUUUCUG
Molecule: messenger RNA, 4736 nt
Organism: Paramisgurnus dabryanus
Lineage: Eukaryota; Metazoa; Chordata; Actinopteri; Cypriniformes; Cobitidae
Source: RefSeq, a predicted model, not a curated record